AUGUGGGACUUUCGAAGCUUAUUCCGCCGCUCCGGCUUACAAAGCCCUAAUGUUCUUCCGGCGCUCUCUGCCACCGGAGUCCUUCUUUAUCACGUCCACGGUUUCGAGAAGAUUUUUGGGGAGUUUUUGCGGUGGACCCGGUCUAAUCUAGUUCCGGCUAAUAUACUGCUCAUAACCGGUAAUGAGCUAGUGGAAAUCCAUUACCAAUGGUUUUCAACCCUACAACUUCAGGGAUUCACCAUUCUUCACGCAAACCCUCAGGGAUAUCCUCAAGCUAAUGAAGACAGCUAUCUCUGGGAAAGCUUACUCAAAGUACCAACGGAGGAAAGCGAAACGAGUCGCUGUUUAUCGGCUGGUGGUGAAUAUUGUUUCAAGUUUUUUUGCUCAGUGUGUUGUGAUACAUGUACUGGCAAAAGCUUUCGAGACUUCACCAAGCAUCUCAACAGUAGAGCUCAUGUACUUUGUGAGUUUGACAAGUCUCAUGAGCAGAGCUCAUGCCCUUUAAUCUUUCUGAGUUCUUUAACAAAAAAAGAAACGCUUCUUCGUUGUUUGAAGAUGACCGAAGGAGCCUCUAGAGGAUGA
Microthlaspi erraticum is the source of this 582-nucleotide messenger RNA. The record is from the annotation of a GenBank genome assembly. NCBI's taxonomy places the organism in Eukaryota, Viridiplantae, Streptophyta, Magnoliopsida, Brassicales, Brassicaceae.